CGCACUAACUGUAGGUCAGGAUUCUGUUAACUGUCAGUCUCAGGUCUCGAUCCUGCUCCCCUUGGCAAAUCUAUGGCUAUAAUCCCGUUUUUUCUUCUCUUUUUGAAAAUGUCGACAGGAGGGAAGGCCUCGGCGACUUUCUUGUCUUCAUAGAACAGUGUGUGCAUGCUGCAGGUGCAAGAUGCGGUGGUGUCCCAGCUCUGUGCUCUACCUGCUGCGCUGUGCAUGGCUACAACUGUACACCAGGCGAGGAAGAAACAGACUGCCUCUGUGGAUUAGGGAAAAAUGGGCUUACGUGAGGCUGCUGGUGCAGUCACUUUACUUUAACUCCCUCACAGACUCAGAUGUGGUUUUUGACUCAAUCUUUGAGCCCGUUUUUUGGACUGUGGAUUAUGUCACCCGCUGGUUUGGCUUGGUGUUUGUUUUUUUGGUGGUGAUCCUAGUCAGCUCCUGCGUGGUGAUCGCCUAUGUGGUCCUGCUGCCUCUGGUCCUCAACACUUACUCCCCUGCAUGGAUUGUUUGGCAUCUUUGUUAUGGAAACUGGAUCAUCAUCAUGAUUGGUUUCCAUUACUACAAAGCUACCAAAACUUCCCCCGGGUUUCCCCCUACAGAAAAAAAUGACAGUCCCUUUGUAGCAGUCUGCAAAAAGUGCAUCAUGCCUAAACCAGCGAGAACACACCACUGUGGUAUCUGUAACAGGUGUAUUCUGAAAAUGGACCACCAUUGCCCCUGGUUGAAUAACUGUGUGGGCCAUUCAAACCACCGUUACUUCUUCUCCUUCUGUCUCUUCAUGACCCUGGGCUGUGUCUACUGCAGUAUCAGUGGAAGAAACCUGUUCCUAGAUGCGUACAAUGCUCUCGAGCGCUUUAAGCAUUUGGAUAUGGAAAAGCCGGGGAUACCAGUAACGGGGAUGGGAAUUCUUAUAGGGCUCCUCCCACCUGGCCAGACCAACUAUCAGACGUCUGCACCUGUGUACACCUUUAAGGAGAAGAUGAUUAAUAAGAGCAUCAUCUACAUGUGGGUGCUCACCAGCACAGUGGGAGUGGCCCUGGGUGCUUUAACCAUUUGGCAUGCAGUUCUCAUAUCCAGAGGGGAAACCAGCAUUGAAAGACAUAUCAACAGCAAAGAGAAAAAAAGAAUGGCCAAACGGGGAAAGGUGUACAGAAACCCUUUUAACUACGGCAGGCUGAAUAACUGGAAAGUCUUCUUUGGUGUGGAGAAGAGAAGUCACUGGGUGACUCGUGUUCUCCUCCCUUCUGGACACGCCCCACAUGGCGAUGGUCUGACGUGGGACGUCUUCCCAGUUAAAAAGGACUUGAUACCUGUAUGACAGACUCUGCUUAGGCAUGCUGAUUGCCUAAUUUGUCAGUCUUUACUUCAUCAACCUACUUUAUCAGGUUGGCUUAAAGAACUCGUGCUUGGUGGCUCCAUGUAACUAGACAUUUGGGGUCAUGUCAACCUCCAGUACCUCAAACACUCACUGUGGCAUCCCACAGUUGACAUUUUUCUGCAAGGAAAUGCAUCAUGAAUGGUUUGUUCUCUAAUGGGUUUACCUUUUCUUACAAGCUUUUUUUUUUUUUAACUUGACUCUGAGCAUUGUGCUAUCAUGGAAUUGGUAUUUUUUUUACAAGCCAGAUAUAAUGACUUCACUGUCUUUGUUGAUUUUUAUUCAGAAAAAAAUAACUAAAAAGAAGAAAACUCGAACUUUGGUGACACAAUGGUUCAUCUCAACACCUCUCGAUCCCAUUUGCACACUUCAGUCCAAUAUUAUCAUUUGAUUUGAACAUUCAAUGGAAUUUGCAUUGCCAUGAUACCGUUAUUUAUUUGUCUUUUAUACCUAUUAAGUUAAUAAAUCUUUAUAACUUUCUUUAUUUAAAUAAUUCUGCACAGUUAAUGUCCAUUUUUAACUAUGUUGCACGGUCACUGUUAAAGAUAUGAAACACAUUUUUUCUGCAAAAACUCUAAAAAGCAUUUUACUCUUCAAAUUUUAAAGUAGGCACCUAUGUCUACUUAACUGCCAGUUACAGUAUUCAGUUUGAUUUUGCACCAGGAUCACUUCAUAAUAAACUGAGCAGACAAAAUCCA
This is a messenger RNA of Amphiprion ocellaris (clown anemonefish), 2085 nucleotides long. It is a transcript of the gene zdhhc16a, whose product is annotated as zinc finger DHHC-type palmitoyltransferase 16a. Lineage: Eukaryota; Metazoa; Chordata; Actinopteri; Pomacentridae. Gene Ontology annotation, biological process: protein palmitoylation. Gene Ontology annotation, molecular function: palmitoyltransferase activity. The transcript has 11 exons. The record is from RefSeq and is a predicted model, not a curated record. Gene Ontology annotation, cellular component: Golgi apparatus. Bases 182 to 1330 code for a protein of 382 amino acids.